AUGGAUUUGAAGGAUCCCAGCGGAGUAACACAGAAGGAGCUUAAACACUACACCAACAUUUUUGACGGCGAUCAUUUCCCUAAGCGUAUUUUGGUUCACGGACGACCAGGUAUCGGCAAGACCGUUUUUACGCAGAAAGCUACAUUCGACUGGUCCCAGCACAGAUAUGAAGAAAAGUUAGGAAGAUUUGAUCUCGUAUUUUUGGUCAAAUUACGCGAUAUUUGUAACCUCAACGAUGUCCCAGCCAUUCUGAGCGCUGCUAAUCUUCUUGCGAGUGAUGGCCCAAUUUCCACUGACAACCUGUAUGAUUACGUUCGUCACCACCAAGAAAAAGUGUUGCUUAUUUUGGACGGCUACGAUGAAUACGUACACAGCGCAGCAAGCCAAUCACCUGUUCUUCAAAUCUGGGAGAAAAAGCAGUUGAGGGAUUGUUGUGUUAUUAUAACGUCUAGAGACAUGAAAGGAGAGGGAUUGAAAAGUUCCAGCGAUGCUCAAUUUGAGAUCGACGGUUUCGACCGUAAGCGACAAGAAGAGUUCGCCCGUAGAUUCUUGAAAAAUGAUCAAGAUGUUGAAGAGUUUUUCAGGUACUUGAAACAACAAAGUCUGGAGGAUGUAGCAAAAAUACCUAUUUUGCUUUUAAUGUUGUUGUUGGUUUGGAAAGAAAAGGAUCGUGAAGGACUACCUUCAUCACGGGUGAUGGUGUACUUUCAGUUUCUACAGACUAUGUUUAAUCAUAUGUCUGAAAAACAAAAAAAGCCGGCGGAAAAAGUUGACGACCACAAAGAAGAACUCUGUAAAGUAGGAGAACUAGCCUUUGACGCACUUCUACAAGAUUUACUUUACUUUCCUCUCAGUAAACUGCCGGAUCACGUUUUGACUGAGAAACUGAUCGACGCCGGGUUGUUUCAGCUGCUAAACGUGUCCGCUCUUAACCCAUGCAAAGACGUUCAUUUCAUUCACAAAUCCAUGCAGGAGUUUUUGGCUUCUCUAUUUCUAAAAGAAGAACUGUUAUCUCAAGAAAGUAAAAACAAUUCCCUUUUCAAAGUCGACUCAAUUGAAAAGAUCGUCAAGUUGAAUGAAGUUUUUAAAUUUGCUGCCGAAAUGUCAGAAGAAGCCGCGCGAGAGAUCUUGAUUCAUCUGUUGGAAAUGGCGGCGAAGGAAGACGGAGAGUACAGCUUCGACAAUCAAACACCGUCAGACGGAGAUUUGUCUAAUGAAAAAAAAAAUCUUCUAACUCUAUGUACACAGUUUUUCUUCUACUGCUCAGCAGACACGAGAACAGAACUUUUCCCCACUUUUCUUUCUAAUCUAGGAGGUGUUUUUUUAAUAAAUGCUGACCAGCUGAAUAUUGCAGCAAAGGAAAAUUUUGUUAAAACUACCGCUUCCCUUAUGUACAUAUUUUUCUCUAAAAAAGACCAGUAUACAGAGCAAAGUUAUAAUAAUUUAAUAUCUUUAGCACAGCAAUUAAACGCUGUCAUAGGUAGUAGAACAGGAGAACAGAAAGCAUCAGAAUUUUUGAAAGUAUUUCCAUGGCGUAGAGUCAACGAGUUCUUUUUAAUGAAAGAAGAAAAAAACACUCACCUUUAUUUCACUGAAAUUGUAAAAAAUACAUAUCUUGGCAUUCCUCUUCCUUUUAAAAAGGUAAAGACGUUAGUUAGUUUAGAAGAGACAACAAAGAAGACAAACAUGAAAGGUAAUGAGUCAAGUGAAGAGAGCAGCAGCAGCUGUUGUUCAAAGCGUCAUGGUCUCUCCAGGGUUCGGAGGAUUGUAGCUGUUGAUGUGAACAGGUCAGAAGUGGAACAGCUGAUUGAGAUGAUGCCGUUUAUCACCGCUCCACACGAGAUAUGGGUUGAGGGUAAACACGGUGAAGUGUUGGAUGCUAAGGUAACAGAGUCUUUGCUGAGGAGCAUCCCAACACACAAACUGGAGAGAUUAAUACUCCCUGGUAUCAAUGUAACAUCAUCACCUGCUGUGGAGUUCAUCAACAGAGCAUUUAAACAAGAUCUUCCAAACUUGAAGUGGCUCUACAUGUCAUACAAUCCUCUUCUGGGUGCAGGAGUCGACAGAUUGAUUAAACAUCUCAGCUGCGCUCCUCACCUGAAGAUACUGUACCUUUCAGGUGUGAAGAUGACUCCACAGCAGGUGAUGAAUCUCACAUCAGCUGUACAGCAACACGGCAACAUCACUGAACUGUGGUCAGACUACCACGUGAGUUUUCCAAUUUUAUCACAAUUUGUCUCUUUAUUCUUUGUUUACAGUUAAUUUCUACUCAGCUCUUGCCUUUCGCCAUUUUCCUUUCUUUGUCAUUUUUAUACUCGACAAAACACGAGAUUUACUUUUGAAAACAAAUCACAAACUUUAGCAGAUUCAAAGUAUCAUUUCAAAUUCAUUUCUUUCAACUGAUUAAACUAACUCCAUAAAAUGUUUUAACUGAGAACGUUAAGAACAAGUAACUUCAGCUGAUAUUAAAACAGGGAGUUAAACACAAGAAGAGAAAUUUCGUAUCUUCAAGCAGCCACGUGAUGAUAUUUUCCCGCCUUUCGUUUUAUUACGUAACAAAUUCCCGCCCGCAAAAAAAAUACACUGUGAUCUGCGAAUUUUGUAAGGCUGAAUAUCUUUUCAAAAGAAAAGAAAAAGGAUUUGCUAAUUUUGGUUUUGAUUCUACUAUUUUGAAUGCGAAUUUCUUGUACGUGCGCCUUGAUAAAGAUAAUGUUUCUCUUUCUAAUCCCGCCAAGAGGGGAGAGGUACAGGGAGGUAAAUCUCCCUCCUCCCUAAACUUGGUUUAAAAAUUGGCGACGGGUAACACUCGUUUCUUGAACUUAGUCGUAAAGGAAGUUUUUGACCUUCAGCGCUUCGCCUCUACACCAACAUACCAGACAAAGAAGGCGUAACCACCGUGUGUCUAGUGCAGUUUUGGCCUCCCUCUCUCUCUUUAUGUCACGCAACGCCGGAGAGAGAGGGUCCUCCCCCACAUCCCUUAUCAUCACACAAAAAGCCAUAAAAUUACCUUUUCAUCGAUAUCUCCCUACUCGCAACAUUUCAUUUUCUCCCUCCUCCCUACAUUUUUGCCCCGAGUUCUCCCUCCUCCCUAUUCUGUUUCUCUUCCCUCCUCCGAGAAGUCAGAAUCUUCGCUAGGAAAAAUUUAUCUCAGCAAAUAACUGUAAAGACGCUUAAAAAUAGUUUGUCAGUUGUUGUUAACACAUUAACCUUGUGCUCGUAUAAUUUUUGACAAGGUGCCGGGUUCGAAUCCUGCUCAGUACCCUUUCUUUUUUCCUUCUGUCUUUCUCUUUUUUUUUUUUUUCGUUUUUGUUUUUGUUUUGUUGUUGAUGUUUUUUAAAUAUAUACCUUCUAGAGCAAAGAUAGUAUAUUUAUGGAUAAACAAUCUGAUUUUCUAUCGUUUCCUUUUUUAUCGCAAUAUAUUCUACAAAACUAAACAGUAGCCACAUGCAGUCACAAACUGCCUUUUAUUAUAUAGGCCAAGUUUAGACUGUUGAUCUUUGCUUUCGGCACUCGAGGGUUGUUUUGAACUUAGUACAUCUUGUCAAAGUUGUUGUCAUAUAAGCAAUUGUCUUUCGUUGGUCACUGUAAUCGCAUUGUACUUUAAAUGAAGGUUUUCAAAUGUGUACACGUCCACACUUUAUUAAAGGGAGAUGGGUUGUUUCAAGUAUUGUUUUGUAUUUUGUUGAAGGAUGAUAAAGGAAACCCCAAACCUGAACAUGAAUGGCCAUCAGAGAGGUACUGGAAAAGGCAGUUCCCUGACCUCUUUCCUGAUUCAUCACCUGAAUCAGCGCAUGAACAGGAGCAGGUUAGUCAUCACUCAACUAUUUUGUGAAAGUUUAUUUGUUAAUGUUAGUGAGACUUUCAGUGUUUGUGUAAACAGUUCUCUUUUUCUGUCCGUCAGAGGUAAUCAAAUACGCUCAGGAGCCUUCAUUUUUAAGUCGCCAUUACGGAGGAUUUCCGAGUUGGUGAUACUGAGUUAGUUUUUAAUACAGUAAAAACCCGCGUGUAAGAACCUAGUGGCUAAAUAACCUACUGGCAGAAAUUUGCUUCUUUAAUACCAAACAAUGAUAAAAACUAGCCCAGAGGAGAUCAAGCAGGUUGUUAUAUGUAGAUUACCGUUAAAUUAAUAAGCUUAUUCAUCAUCUAAAAAAGGGAUUGAACAGGAACAGGUUAGUCACCAGCUUCGUUUGUUUAAGUUUAUGCAUCAGUCAUUUGAAACUCCGGCCCCCCGACCCCCGGGACUUAGCUGGGAAUUUAACAGUGGGUUUGGUGUUAAAACACCGCCAAUUUUCCCGCUUCCCGGGCCAAGUAGUUUGUUAAAAGCCCCGUAUAGCAGGGAAUUAGUUAAGUGUAGUUCUAGGCUCGAUUUCAAACGCUCUGUCCGAUCUGGUAUUCUGUAUUUCUUAAAAUAGAAACUCUCGAUUGCGUUCCUUCAAAUUCAUGAAAAAUGUUACCCUGGGUGCCAGAGGAUUUUUUUCUUACCUAAUUCCUGAGAACGGACCUCUGGAGCCAGUGUAGAAAAAUGUGGUUACAUCGCGUUAAGGGGAAGGGAUCUUAACGAAACCCGUCGGGGGGGAGGUACUUUCUUAUAUAAGCCAUUUAGGUAUAGUCAACUCUCGCCUUGCGUACACCCCGAUAAUACGGACAGCAGCUAAAUUCCCCGGCAAAAUCAAAUUACAGAAGUUUGACUUGAAUAAACUCCCGCUAUUACGAACUGUCGUUAAUGAAGACACUAAUUUGAGGUCCCUACAGUGUCCGCUAUAAAGGGCCGGUUGACUGUAAUUCUGACAUAAUUUCUGCCUGAAUGUCAGGUCUGAAAACGGGUGUGGAUUUUAGAGGUCAGGUGUGAAAAAGGGGGUGGAAAAUGACACUUUUUGGUCUGAAAUAGGGUUAGGAUUUGGAGAACUAGGCGGCACAUCCCCACCGAGAAUUACCCGGAGUACCCUCUGGGAUGCGAAACAGCUCUGUCUUUCUCCAAUUUUCUAAUCGUGAAAGUAAUGGGAGAGGAAUCGGGAAACUUAGAAAGCGCUUUUGGGAUUAAUUUAUCGUCGCUUACGUACGAGGUGAACAAAUGAGACUCAAAGAGAUUUGUGAAGUCCUUGUAACGCAACGCUCGACCAAUGUGUAGGACGUUCUAUACACUUUCUUUCUGUGUCUGAGACUAGGGCAACCUGUUUCGUGCCUUCCUGCCCUGUUUCUCCUAUGUUUUAAUAUUAUCAUUCUCUGCGGCAUCAUCUCUCUUCUGCCGCCAUACAAAACUUUUGGAAACGGGGCUUUUCCUUCAGUCACUUAUGUUAAAUCCCCGCUUCCGAAAAUUCGUAUUACUGCUUAAUCCCCGCUCAUAACAUGGAUAAAACAGGUAUUUUGUUAAUUUCCCCGCCACCUUGAUUCCCUUUUUAAGCUUUUUAGGAAAGAUAUCACUGACAUUUUGUGCCAAGUAGACCUAUUGACCUUUGAAAAAAGAGUUUUGUUUAACAAUUGUUAGAUCAGCAAAGAAAUGAGAAACAGACACCUUAUAUACGAUUUAAAAAAGGAGUGAUUUUUGUUCUCGUAACUCCGAUGAAGUGAUCGAUAACUCUCCAUCUCUCUCAACAUCUCCAUCUCAAUGUUUUGCAGCAAGUCCAGUCACUAAUAUAAGGGUUUCACACCUUGUAAUUAUCUCACCCCUUUAGCAGAACUCAGUUCUCGGCUUAAUUUGCCCAUCAGACACUGUACUUCUUAUUAGGCCAGGUAUUUAUUUAAUGAUCUACUCAGUCGGUACGUGCGGCCUGUUUUGAAUUUAGUACAUCUUGGCAAAGUUUUUGUCAACCCGGCACCCCUUUUUUCGUUGCUCACUUAAAACAUCCUUUGUUUAUAUUCUGUAAUCCCAUUGUACCUAAAUGAAGGCUUUGAAAUGUGUCACACGUCCAAAUUUACCUCAACGGGGGGUGAAUGGUUUUAAGUUUUGUUUUGUAUUUUGUUAAGGGAUUUUGUUCAACUUUGUUUAAAUUUAUUUACUGUAUUUUAUUGUAUUUCAUCUUAAACGAAAAUAUUAUUAAGACUUUUAGUGUUUCUGUCCGCCGGAGAUGAUCAAACACACUCGGAAGCUUUUGUUUAUAAUAAGGCUUCUACAUUACAAUUCUGACAAUGAUUUCUAACACUGAACACUGAAUUCAUUCCCCUAAAAUCCUGAAAUACUGCAAAGAAAUUCUUCCCUCCGACGUACCGGGUGCAUCUUUAAACUUAAGGCUGGAAAUACUUAAGCUUCAAGGCUUUUUUAACGGAGUAUUUCCUUAUUUGCGUGUGGUUAAUUACGUUGUGUCCAAUUGUGUUUGUUUUUAUUUUGUAGACCCAUGAAAGGGCAUCAGAGUCUCGAAGAAGAAAGAAAUGUUCCUGCAUGUAA
This is a messenger RNA of Porites lobata, 6382 nucleotides long. The record is from the annotation of a GenBank genome assembly. NCBI's taxonomy places the organism in Eukaryota, Metazoa, Cnidaria, Anthozoa, Scleractinia, Poritidae.